Messenger RNA from Capsicum annuum, 2375 nucleotides. RefSeq names its product protein NODULATION SIGNALING PATHWAY 1. NCBI's taxonomy places the organism in Eukaryota, Viridiplantae, Streptophyta, Magnoliopsida, Solanales, Solanaceae. Gene Ontology annotation, cellular component: nucleus. Gene Ontology annotation, molecular function: sequence-specific DNA binding; DNA-binding transcription factor activity. The transcript has a single exon. Gene Ontology annotation, biological process: regulation of DNA-templated transcription. The record is from RefSeq and is a predicted model, not a curated record. Bases 1 to 1689 code for a protein of 562 amino acids.
AUGUUCAAACACCAAAACAUCCUCUCCACUCACUCUUCUACCAGAUUUUGCGAUACAAUGGCCAUCGACGAAUCUGAGCCUAAUUCCAACUCCGACUCCAUCUCAGAGUGGUUAGCUAGUACUUUAUCCGAUAUUCCAUCCUUCCUGGACGAACCCUAUAGUUACAUCGAUGAUUUAAAUUUCUACGGGGACUCAUUGUGGGUUACUGAUCAAGAUGAUCACAUUGUUAAUCACAACAUCAUCUUAGAUAAUACUUGUAACUCAUUCAACAACAGCUCCCCAGUCAAUACAUCGACUAGCAAUAUCCCUUCAGAGCCCAUCAUUUUAAAUCAUCCGCAGCCGUUGGAUUUGUCUAAGAAAAGGAAGACAUCUAGCUCUGAUCAUAAUCCGAAGGCGUCAAGGAAGAACCAGAACCGUCAGAUGAAUGAGGCAGAAGAUGCUCAUGCUGUAGUGGAACCAGGAGUACAACUGAGAAGAUCAACAGGACCCAAGAGAGUAACAACAAAAUCCACCGGAAAUAACAGUAGCAAUAAAGAAGGAAGAUGGGCAGAACAUUUGCUCAACCCUUGUGCUGCUGCAAUCACUGUUGGAAACAUGAACCACGUGCAACAUCUGUUGUAUGUUCUCCAUGAGCUGGCAUCGUUCACAGGCGAUGCCAACUACAGGCUAGCUGCUCAUGGACUCCGUGCCUUGACACAUCAUUUGUCUUCCCCUGGCUCAUUAUCAGCAUCCGCUGGAGUUACCAAUUUCGCUUCUGCCAAUCACAAAUUCUUCAGGGACUCAUUGAUCAAUUUCAACGACAUAAGUCCCUGGUUCCGUAUCCCUAAUAACAUUGCGAACUCAUCUGUUCUCCAAAUUAUUGGAGAACAGGAUCAGCUAAAGAAACUUCACAUCCUUGAUAUUGGAGUUUCUCAUGGUGUUCAGUGGCCAACUCUUCUUGAAGAAUUGACUCGGAGAUCAGGCGGACCACCACCACUGGUUCGCCUAACUGUUAUUACGCCCACCAUAGAAAACGGAGAACUGAGAGGCACGCCAUUUGUGAUCGGCCCACCUGGUUAUGAUUUUUCCUCGCAACUACUAUCCUUUGCUAAGGCGAUCAACAUUAAUCUACAGAUCAACAGACUGGACAAUUUCCCUCUUCAAAAUCUCAACUCCCAAGUGAUCAAUUCUUCCUCUGAUGAAACCUUAGUCAUCUGUGCUCAGUUUAGACUCCACAAUUUGAAUCAUGCUAAUCCGGAUGAGCGAACAGAGUUGUUAAAGAUAUUGAAGAGUUUGGACCCGAAAGGAUUAGUUCUCAGCGAGAACAACACAGAGUGUAGCUGCAACAGCUGCGGGGACUUUGCAACGACGUUCUCAAGGCGAGUGGAGUACUUAUGGAGGUUCUUGGAUUCCACGAGUGUGGCCUACAAAGGGCGUGAGAGCGAAGAAAGGAGGAUGAUGGAAGAAGAAGCAGCAAAGGCGCUGACGAACACGGGAGAAUUGAAUGAACGGAAAGAGAAAUGGUGUGAAAGGAUGAGGAGUGUUGGUUUUGUAAAAGAUGUGUUCGGUGAAGAUGUCAUUGACGGCGCUCGGGCGUUGUUGAGGAAGUAUGACAGCAACUGGGAGAUGAGGGUGGAAGAGAAAGAUGGCUGUGUGGAUCUGUGGUGGAAAGGGCAGCCAAUUUCAUUCUGCUCAUUAUGGAAGAUGUAGCUAUUUAGAGUCAAAUUGUACUUCCUUAUGGCAUCUUACUACACUGUUAGACGUGUUUUCAUUUGUGUAUUUGUAAAGGCAACAAGUCAAAAAUCAUCAAAGUCUCGUAGCAAUUGAUGAUACAUAUGUCUCAUGCGCCUAAACAGAAUAGAUGUGGAUAAGCAGAAUUGACUAAACAGGAAUAACACCACGACCAAACGUGUUGAACUUGCUAUACUUCAAUUAGUUACAGUGACAAGCAAACAUUAUCUUUCUCCCGCGCCUUACUUGUCAGUCGUCACUUCCCCUCAGUCUUUUGCAGCAAACCGAAUGGAUAUGUAAUGGUGGCCAAGGUUCUUGCAAUUUAGAGUGACCCUAAUACAUUGGAUUGAUGCUAUUCAUUGAAUGUAGAUUACAUUAACUUGUCUUAUCACAUCUACGAGAGUACUUCUUGAUGCUUGAAACUCCCAUUAGCAGUUCAUUAAUUAUUUACAAACAGUGAGGCAGUACAGAGAUAACAUAAAUAGAGAGCAGCAGGGUCAAUCAGAUGAAACUAUUUAGCUUUGCUGCAAGAUAAAGGCUUUAAUCAAAGCAUUGACAGAAUCAGGAGACUCAAUGUUCGCUGCAUGUCCUGUGUUCUUGAUUAUUUCCAACUUUGCUCUUGGCCCCAGAUGCCUACAAGUUAAUAUAAGUUUCAUUACUAAGAA